UUGCUGCUGAACCAAAGAAUGACACGGAAAGCCUCAGUUUAGGCAGCGCACUAAAGCUAUGAGCACAAAGCGCCGUGCUGAAUAAACUGACUAAUUGCUGCUUAGUCUCAGAGUAUAGGUGCAUUUUGCCAUUGCAGAUAGGAAUAUCAAAGGCCCCUCUGGUCCUUUGAUCCAGUCUCAAGCAUCCAGUAUGUGUGUGUCCUGUUUAUUAAUUAUUGCCUGCUGGGACAGUUAACCCUGAUGAUCAUGCGUUGGAGAUAUUCAUAUGACACAUUACUUCCCAAGUCAUGCCCUGCAGUGCUAGGGUUAUGCUUCCUGUUCAGGUCUUUUUCUCCCGCACUUCCACUUUAGGGGGGAAACACCUUCAUAAGCAAACGGACGGGCACUGUGGUACAAAGGCCAGCUCUGACACCAAGUAGUUGUCCAGCUGUCCAGGUACUUGGAACUGCAAACUCACUGUUGCCUUGUGAUUUGCGGCUCCCACGGCCACUCACGUGGAGAGGCAGGAGAGAUCCUUCUGAGCGGAGUGGGCCCUCUGCUGGAUUUACGGGAAGGGAAUCAAUUGGGAAAAGCAUUUACCAUCCAUGAUGGGCACACAGCCCUCCCACCCAAAGGGGUUCUUUCCUAGCAGAGACAUUGCCAGAUGUUUCAGUGCAUCUGUGAGUCAGCCUUCAUGACUAGAGCAGGGAUGAAACUCCCUGAGACCUGAAGGCUUAAUUUUGGUGGAAGUAGUUAGUGUUAAUUGUAAAUAAACAUUGUUAUUUUCUGUGUGUAUGGAUGUACACACAUAUGUAUAUCUAUACGUAUCUGUAUGUCUAUGUUUAUAGACACAAUGCUAGAGCAAUCUGCUGUAAGCAGUACUUCAUCCCUUCAUCUUUGAGUCCUUGUCUGAAUGCAAUAGCAUGCUCUGCUUGCUAAACAGUGCUUGGUUUACUGUAAAUAAUGUUGUUAGAGAUUCAAUAUGCUCCAAUAUAAAAAAUCUCAUGGGAUUUCAUAUGCAGUUGUUCAUAUUGCUUCUUCACUUAACAAAAAUCAUCACAGCUCCUAUAAACUAUUAUUAGUUUGGGUGAUGUGCACAUAUGGCUUUCUCAGCUUCCUGACUCCUUUACAAAUACAGUAAAGCACAUGGGAACUUACUAGUGAAACUUGAAAAUGCUGAACAGUUUCAGAUGACUUUGAUGAGCUUGUGGUGAGUAACAAUGAUGUUGUGCUCAAAAAUAUUGCUGAAGAUUUGCGGAAUCGUUUACCCAUUGAGGCAAUGUUUACUUCGGAACAUCAAGCUCUUCAGAAAAUACACCAGCAUCCACUGCCCAUGAUUCAUGUUGAUGCAUUCCUUUAUGAUGAUGAUGUUGUUGAUUCAUUGUGUGAGGAAGGGAAAAUGAGUAGGAGCUACUGCACAGAGUGUGGCUCAUACAAAACUGCAUCUUUAGAGUUUAUUUCGCAUUCCUUUUCCCUCAUGGAACUGAAGUUUCUUUAUCAACAUGUACUGCCUGACCUGACAGGAAAGGUAGUGGUUGACGUUGGCUCCAGGCUUGGUGCAGUGCUAUUUGCGGGUUAUCUUUAUAGCUCAGCAUCCCAGCUGUAUGGAGUAGAAAUGAAUGCAGACUUUUGCAAGUUGCAAGAACUUAUGAUUACAAAAUAUGAGUUCAUUGACAGAAUAAAGGUGGUUCAUGCAGACAUCUGUACUCAGGCUUCACUUCUUCAGAAGGCUGAUGUUGUUGUAAUGAAUAAUGUCUUUGAAUAUUUUCUUGACAGACAGGAACAGGUCAGAGCUUGGGAAUUUAUUGCUUGUAAUAUAAGGAAAAGAGGGUCCUUAUUAGUGACAGUUCCCAGUCUUCAAGAAUCACUUUCAAAGCUCCAGACAGAUGUACAGCUCAGCCAAUGGGUCGAAGAGAUGCAGCUAAACUAUGAUGUGUAUAUGGAAAAGGAUGUUGACAGAGAAGCACUUGAACAGAUACAUUUAUACAAGAUUCUCUAGUACCUGGAAAAAUUUACUAGUAUCCUUAUAAUAUCAUAUAUUUUGGGUCUAAAAUGAAUUUGGAUUGAUUUGUGUGAAUAAAUCAGGUCAAAAUU
Messenger RNA from Corapipo altera (White-ruffed manakin), 2073 nucleotides. RefSeq lists its product as uncharacterized. Gene Ontology annotation, molecular function: S-adenosylmethionine-dependent methyltransferase activity. The transcript has 8 exons. Lineage: Eukaryota; Metazoa; Chordata; Aves; Passeriformes; Pipridae. The record is from RefSeq and is a predicted model, not a curated record. The coding region runs from base 1259 to 1978 and encodes 239 amino acids.